UUGUCCUUAGCAGUUAGCUGGGGGUGAGGGUAGGUAAGCAAGCCUGUUAAGUCUUGCAACGCCCACGAUGGAUGACUUCUUAGUUCUUAACUUCUUAUACUUUUGACACUUUGACUCAUAAACGGCGUACUUCAUAUCAACUUCACUGUCUCUUCUUAGUUAGUAUUACUUAUGAUAUAGUUUACCAAGUUGGGAAACACCCUUCUGGCCUCAAUUCAACCAUGAACGGUCCAAACGGCAACAACCCACCACCACCCCACAUCCUGGUGGUUCCGUUCCCAUCACAGGGCCACAUGAUACCCCUCUUAGACCUAACCCACAAGCUAGCCUCCACCGACACCGCCAUCACCAUCACCAUUCUCACCACCCCAAAGAACCUCACCUUCCUCGACCCUCUCCUCUCUUCUUUCUCAGCCAUCAUCCACCCCUUGGUCCUCCCCUUACCUUCCCACCCAUCCCUCCCUCCGGGCGUAGAAAACUCCAAAGGCAUGCCAACCUCCGUGCCUUCCCUCAUGCUUUCUUUCUCCAACCUCUACAACCCUCUCCUCCACUGGUUCCACUCCCACCCUUCCCCUCCUCAACUCAUCAUCUCCGACAUGUUCUCCGGCUGGACUCAAAACCUCGCCACCCACCUCAACAUUCGCAGAAUCGUCUUUUCCCCUUCUGGAUCCUUCGCUCUCUCCGCCAUAUACUUCCUCUGGGCCCAUGUCCCCAACCGCCAAAACCCUAACGAUCAAAACGAACUCGUUUCCUUCCACACCCUCCCGAAUUCCCCAAAAUACCCCUGGUGGCAGGUCUCGCCGUUGUUCCGAAGAUAUGCAUCGGGUGUCCCCGGUUCGGAGCAUUUUAGGGAUUGGUUCCUCGCGAACAUAGCCAGUUGGGGACUCGUUAUUAACUCGUUCAACGAGUUGGAGAAGCCAUAUCUUGAACACCUAAAGAAGGAGCUUCGCCAUGAUCGCGUUUGGGCGGUUGGACCGUUACUUCCAGAUCCGGAAGGCCUAAACCAAAAGAACUCGUCGUUUAUCUCAGAAAGAGGAGGAACUAGUUCUGUUCCCAUAAACGACGUCGUUUCGUGGCUUGAUAAGCGAAACCGCCGCGAGGUGGUGUAUUUGUGUUUUGGAAGCCAGGUUGUGCUUUCGGUGGAACAGACAGUCGCGAUUGGUUCAGCUUUGGAGAAAAGUGGGGUCCACUUCGUGUGGUCGGUAAAAGAAGGUGGGGAUGAUCGGUGCGUUGAUUUCAUGUCUGGGUUUGAGGACAGGAUGGCUGGGAGGGGUUUAGUUAUAAGGGGUUGGGCCCCGCAAGUUGUGAUACUCAGACACGUGGCGGUUGGGGCGUUUGUCAGUCACUGCGGGUGGAACUCGGUGAUGGAAUCGGUCGUUGCCGGUGUGCCGGUGCUGGCGUGGCCUAUGUCUGCGGACCAAUUUGUGGAUGCUACGCUGCUUGUGGAGGAGUUGAAGGUGGCCAAGACGGUGUGUGAAGGGGACAGAGCAGUUCCUGACUCGGAUGAGUUUGCCCGAGUUUUGGCGGAGACGGUGAAUGUACGCGAUAACCCGGAGGCAACUCGGGCGCUGAAGCUUCGGGAAGCGGCGCUUCAGUCUAUUCGAGAAGGGGGAAGCUCUGAGAAGGAUUUGAGGAGCUUGGUUGGGAAAAUUCAUAGCUUGGUUUAAUUUUUCCUUUUUUUUUUUAAAGAAAAAAUAAGCUUUGCUGAAAAAUGUUUUAAAAACAUUAAUGGUAAAGAAAUGAAAAAUAAGAAAAUUGAAAUUGAUAUUCCACAAGCUUGACUGUUCGAAGCUCCACCAUCAAAUAAGGCUAGGGAUCUAAAUCGACAGGUUGGUCAUAUUUUUUUUUCCGUGAAUCAUGCACAAUAUAUGAUGAAUUUCGUAUUAUAGAUUUUGAGGCUGUUAGGCUUUUGAUGCUAUCUUGCUGGCUUUUUUUUGGGGGUUGACUGGUUUUAUCGUAGAGGAUUAGUUAGAGCUAUCUUGCUGAAGUAUAAUAAAUAUGGAAUUUUAGUUUUGAA
Molecule: messenger RNA, 2017 nt
Organism: Arachis ipaensis
Lineage: Eukaryota; Viridiplantae; Streptophyta; Magnoliopsida; Fabales; Fabaceae
Gene: UGT89B1
Product: UDP-glucosyl transferase 89B1
Molecular function (GO): UDP-glucosyltransferase activity
Source: RefSeq, a predicted model, not a curated record